Myxocyprinus asiaticus (Chinese sucker) is the source of this 690-nucleotide messenger RNA. RefSeq names its product structural maintenance of chromosomes protein 5-like. The coding region runs from base 139 to 690 and encodes 183 amino acids. The transcript is spliced from 6 exons. Lineage: Eukaryota; Metazoa; Chordata; Actinopteri; Cypriniformes; Catostomidae. The record is from RefSeq and is a predicted model, not a curated record.
GGGAGAAGGACAUGGGCCCUAUUCAAGAUGAACUGACACAUUGCAAUUUUCAUUGACCCAGGAUCCUGGACUGAAAAAACAGGAAGAGACCUUGGGUUUUUUCCUCAACAGUGUACAGGAAAUUCCUGUGGUGUCUACAUGCUGAUGGAGGAGGUGCCAUUGAUUCGCCAGUGGUGGUGCAUUCAGCUGAUGGAGAGGUUUUGCCUAGAAGGGCAUGGACAGAGAUUUGCAUACUGGACAGAAGAAGCAUCCCAACUCCUUCAAGGAAACCUUGAGCCUGUCUUUAGGGUGUCAAAAUCCACCACCACAAAACUGUCGCCUAGCAGAAGAGUUGUGGUUGUAGAGGACACUGAAAAGGUGCAACAGCCAACCAUUGUGAGAGACCUUCAUACAGCGUGGUACUGGGUACACAAUCACAGAGACUUAUUCCAUGGGGAUGUGAGAGAACCUGCUUUUCUGCAGAUGAACAGUGAUGAACAACAAAAUGCCCUCAGGAAGGUCCUGGGGGGUGAAUUCUCUAAUGCAAAGGAUGACUUUUUGUUUAUAUUUCAGUGUCAAGAGGACAUGGAAACAUUUUUGUCAUACUGUGUUGAUGAACAAGGCCUGAAGGUCAAUGCCAUGUUCCUCAAUUGCAGUGAGUUAGUGAGUGAGGGAGUGAAUGAGGGAGGGAGGGAGGAAGGGAGGGAAUGA